Messenger RNA from Plenodomus lingam JN3, 762 nucleotides. Lineage: Eukaryota; Fungi; Ascomycota; Dothideomycetes; Pleosporales; Leptosphaeriaceae. The record is from RefSeq and is a predicted model, not a curated record.
AUGACGACGCGCCAGCCCCUCCAGCCGCUUGCCCCGCCGUCGACCAACACGAUCAACACAGGCUACACACGCCUCACUACACAGCGCGCCAAUGGAAAGAUGGCCGUGGUGGAGGAGCCAGUAGAGGAGGACAUGGGCUCCGUCUCCGGCCUGAGCUCCCUCGAGAAUGAUGCCGACGACUUUGAGAAGCUCAUGAUCCAAAAUGCGCGCGAUGAACGGCGGCUGAGCGAGGCGUUGUAUGGCAGACCUCAGGCGUUCCGCAAAGCGCGGACACAUCCACGCGUUGGCUUGACCAUGGACAACCUCGAGAGGAAGAACGCGGGCGAUGCUGCAGGGCCGUCGUCAGACACGCAGACCAAGUUCCGAACUUCGCCCAGCAGCAGCGGCUCAGCAAGAUCAGACCCGGCCAUUCACGCGCCACCCACCUGGGGCAGGAAGAGCAGGACUAACAGGAACUGGAUGAGGGCCAUCACCUUCGAGGCAGAGCAGGAGCAGCAACAGCAGCAGCAGCAGCAGCAGCAGACCGUGGCCGCACACGAGGAAAAUAACGGCCACUGCGAAGAAGACUACCAGCCACACAUGGACGGUGCAACAACGCCCACGUCCAACCGUGUGCACCGCUCCGUCGAAGACAGCCCGCUUUCACGCAAGGGCUCCUCCAUACAUGGCGCCCCAAACGACGACCGGUCGGGGGAAGCUUGCGCGAGCAGCGCGAAGCUGCGGCACGAGAGGAGAGGCUGCGGGACGCGAGACAGCGAGUAG